ACCUGUUUAUAGCGUGCGUGCUAAUGGUUUGGUAUGGUGAAGAGCACGAUGUGAUUAUAAUUAUGUUAGUCCUUCCCAUAGAUCAGCGGACAGAUGUGAAGCUGGCGAGAGAAGACAAAAUAUUCGCCGUGAACUCGCAGACAGGAUAUACUCUCCUCUAGGUCGCUAACCGUGCGGCGCCUCUCGGCCAAGAAGCUGAGAACUAGACACUGCAAUUCCGUUUAGGCAAGGGCCUGUACGGAAAGGGUCGGCCGUCCAUUAACGCAGACCAGAGCUCGCAGGCCAAGCUAAGAGAAGGCUACGGCACGCACUCACUUGCAAAAAACAAACUCUAGGUGUGCGGCAUGGCGAGUCAAUCGGCUAGUGUCCAGAACCAGAGUGACGAUGGGAUGACUCGACUGAUCAUUACGCCAAGACCUGGUGUAGCGGAGGAUCUGCGACCGCCGGAAGAGAUUGGGUGUUUCUCUCUGGAUGACCAGCGUGCCAUAUUCAUGGACAGGCGAGAGGCGCGUCGCUGCAUCGAAAUUCCAGAUGGCUCGCUAGCGUGGGAUUUGAACGAAGGGUUUGCAGACUUUCAAUGGAGAGACGAGGAUAACAUUAAAGCAGAGGGAAUCAAGCCGAUGCUGGAAUGGAUCAUGGCACACCCAGCAGUUGUGAAGCGGUUCUCCAACACGAAGCGGUUCUCCAACACGAACUUUGUCUUGAAACGUGGAGUUAUGACGGACAUCAUGACUGCGCCAUACGAGUCGAAAAGCAAAUUCCCCAAGGAGUGGCGUCUUAAAGUGUGUAGACAUCGCAACACCAUAUACUUGUGCAAGGACGUGGAGUUUCCACAAUGGAAAAGCUUCUCCAGUGCAAGCCCCCGUGAGCAACAGACGACACACUGGGGUUUUAAAUUUGAAUCCUACUGCACAGCCUCCGUCAAUCCAGAAGCUGAAGUGAACAGCAAGCCGAAUGACACCGCAGGAUUUGACACAGUGGUCUACACGCAACUGGCUGAUCAUUCGUUCAUAUUAGCUGCGGAGGUGGAUGGUGAGCUUGACCGACCCGGCCUAUCACCGCCCUCCAACUAUGUGGAGAUGAAAACCCACAGGAACCUUCGUACUGCUUACCACACGGAAAUGUUCCACCGCCACAAGCUCUUCCGUACGUGGGCUCAGUGCCAUUGCAUUGGUGUACCAGACAUUCUGGUAGGCUUCCGAGAUGAUCAUGGUAUUGUGCGCAGUGUUCAAACAUACAAAGCAGCAGACCUCCCAGCCAUGUGCAAGGCCAAGGGCUAUUGGAGUGAUUCUGUGUGCCUGAAUUUCGCGCAGGACUUCUUCGACUGGCUUUGGAGAAGCAUCGAGGAGGCUGACCCUCUGCAGGUGCAGUAUGAAGUGACAUUUCAACGACCCUUCAAGAGCGUGUCGCUUCGCAAAGUUGAGUUAACCGACGAGAGCCAGGCAAUACUCAGUCCGGCGUUUUUGAUCUCCAUGGCAGCGGCAGCUAAGGUUGGAGAGAUAGAUGACUCACAGCGCAAGGGCUUUGAAAGCAACGCCAGUCGCAGACUGUGAAUCAGAGCAGCAUUGGCAAGUUGUGCAUCUGUCUCUUCCCGGGGCAUCCUGUAUUACGUUCCUAGAUGGUCCAGUCAGUUGCAAUGACUAUGUAUCCUCUCUUCUCUCUACCUCGAUCGGAUCCCCAACCCUCUUCACUUGGACUAGCCCAACAGUGGGAACACUAACACAUAAAGUUACGAUGCUAAGGAAAGUUUGUGAGUUUAGUGACAAUCAUAUAUUCUUUUCUGAAUGCAUAGGUCUGGUGGUUGUUUUGUUCACACACACUCUCUCUCUCCCUUUCUCUGUUUUCUCACGUACAUGGACUCUGUGUUUUUUUUCACGCUCAAAUUUCAGUGCCACAGUGCUGGCUACUGAAAUCCGACCCUAGAGCGGUGCGUUCACAUUCUAGCGUCUCUAUUUUUGUAGUUUUACAAUCCUGUGUUGGAUCUUUGUCAUGUGAGCGCGCCGCUCAGGGGUCGGAUUUCAGUUGCUAGGACUGUACAUUGUAUGUUGGCCAUUAUUGUCCUUACUCUGUGCACUCAUUUUACACAACCCAUUCCUAAACAAAAUCAUCGUCGAAGUCGCAACCUCUUUUUCGUACUCA
Sycon ciliatum is the source of this 2139-nucleotide messenger RNA. RefSeq lists its product as uncharacterized. Gene Ontology annotation, cellular component: cytosol; nucleus. Gene Ontology annotation, biological process: NAD-cap decapping; nuclear-transcribed mRNA catabolic process. NCBI's taxonomy places the organism in Eukaryota, Metazoa, Porifera, Calcarea, Leucosolenida, Sycettidae. The transcript has a single exon. Bases 345 to 1553 code for a protein of 402 amino acids. Gene Ontology annotation, molecular function: mRNA 5'-diphosphatase activity. The record is from RefSeq and is a predicted model, not a curated record.